Molecule: messenger RNA, 3116 nt
Organism: Pungitius pungitius (ninespine stickleback)
Lineage: Eukaryota; Metazoa; Chordata; Actinopteri; Perciformes; Gasterosteidae
Gene: snapin
Product: SNAP associated protein
Exons: 4
Coding region: 16-405 (129 amino acids)
Biological process (GO): lysosome localization; lysosome organization; synaptic vesicle exocytosis
Cellular component (GO): BLOC-1 complex; BORC complex; synaptic vesicle
Molecular function (GO): SNARE binding
Source: RefSeq, a predicted model, not a curated record
UGCUUGUUUACUAAAAUGGCGUCAGCUGCUGUAGUGGCGACUUCUUCCGGCAAAGAUGCUAUAGCCGAGGGGUUGCUCGACCUGAUGAGACCAGCCAUUCAGCAGCUCGACGUGCACGUCCACUCAGUCAGAGAAAGCCAAGUAGAAUUAAGAGAGCAUAUAGACAAUCUGGCUACAGAGUUGUGCCGGAUAAAUGAACACCAAAAGGUGGCUCUGGACCUGGACCCCUAUGUGAAGAAGCUGCUGAAUGCAAGACGUCGAGUGGUGCUCGUGAACAACAUCCUGCAGAAUGCUCAGGAACGUCUGCGACGACUCAACCACAACGUGGCCAAGGAGACCGCUCGGCGAAAGACCAUGUUGGAGGCUUCAGGAGUGUUCACCUCCCGCUCGCCCAGUAAACCUUGAACCUCCUCCUGUUCCUGCUCUGUGAACUGUCCUUACACGUUGCUGAAAACUGCAACCGGAGGAGCACUCUUCUUCCUUUGAUGUGCUCACCCGUUUUUCCAGCGACGUGCUGUCCUGCAGUGCUUUGUCCAAUAAUGUGUUCAAAAUAAAAAUCCUGGCUGCAAUCUGAUCAACGUUAGGCAGCUGUCCAAUAACAAAAUACAACCCAAUCUGCUUUCCAGUUUCACUACAUCAUACAUAUGUUCUACAGAUUCAAUAACUACCCAUGACCUCCUGUGGGAAGUUAUUAAUUGAGUGGUACACAAGAGGAACAUUUUAUCUAAAUGAAAAGGAGUCAAAUCUACAUUAUCCAUACAACGACAUAGAAAACAAAUAUUGAUUCAAUUUGAGCACCAGAAUCCUUUAAGAAAACCUUGGUUUAUUGCAGCAGGUCAAGGGUGGGACCGAAGCCAGCUCUGUCCACAAAGACAUACAGUAACUCAUUGAUAUAAACUGUUUGUCAUAUGCACUUUCAUUAGUUAAUAGCUGGUUGUUUGUCAGGCAAUCACAAUAAAUGGCAUCAGUAAACACAGAAAAGUAUUCCAUAAAGUGCAAUACAAAUAGAUAAAACCAUAACAACUCUUAUGUUUCAGCUUUACAUUUAAAUUGCUUCACAUUAAAAAAUUCUAAAAUAAAUAAUUGGAAAUCAACGGAGCACGGGCUUACUCUGAUCUCAAUGUAAUGUUAGCGAAUUAGGUGUGAGAAGCCUCCCCUUUGCUAACAUUUGGUCUCCGCUGUUUGUCCAAAUCCAAAUCUAUUCUUGAGGUUCCAAACAUUUUCAAAGCAAUUUGGCUUUGAAUGUGAGUAGUUGAUAGAGUUAUCUUAUCUCCUCUUGUUUGAAGCAAACCGGUUAGCUGACAACCAUCCAAGCUAAAUAGCCGCAGCUUAUUCGUGUUUUACUGGAAUAACAUCGAAGCAUAUAUUUAAAUAUAUAUGUUCCUCGCGGAGCAUGCCCCGGACCCCCAAAGGGGUUUGGAUCCAUGUCACCUUUUUCAUCCCUGAUGAGUUUGCACCCCUGACAGUAUUUUUCAUUUAAGCAGCAAGAGCUAUGGUCCAUUUGAGAUCAGUUGGUUUCAUUUAUGUGAAGAAACUAAAAGCUGCUUGGACCUGUUUGGUUCGGAUGGGAAGUCAUUUGUCGAAUGCAAAUAGAAGGUCAUUCAUCAUUUUCACCACUGUUUUUCUGUGCUUAUGUAGAAAGUCACACAACAGAUUUGAGACUUCUUUAAAUGAUCUUCGGCCACAUCCACACUGCAACAAUUUUUAACGCAUGACGGAAAACAGAUACGUUUGGAAACGCUCACAAGGACAGAUGGGCUCGCAAACGGGGACGUUUGUUUGUGUGCACGAUGGGAAACGGAUCAGUUUGACAACGAUUACACCCACACCUGCGUUUGCUAAUUGAUUGGUUCAUAGCACUUGUGACGUUUCUUGACUUAUUUCGUCACCCCCCUUUCACGUGACCGGUUCCAGGAAGAAGACAAGCUGCCAGGGCUACCAGCGAUUCAUUUGAUAACAAAGAAGAGGUUUAAUUACAGCUACCUUGAAGGACUGUGGUACAUGUCCUCUCAACAAAGACAGAUUCAUUAUAUCCAGUAAAGAUGUGCUAAAGGAAAAACUUCAAUCCAAGAGACAAGUAGAAGAUUUAGAUUUGGAAGAGAAGCCGUCCAAGCAGGGUUAGGGUUCAUAAAGUCAUCACUACUGAGGUCCAAGGAAUACAGACUCUCUGUAAGUCUGCCCACAUUGCUGAAGAGAAACCUGGGUUUGCUUUUCUCUACCAAUGAAGAAUACCGUUUUUCUCGAUUGUUUACACACAAAUUCUGGUACUUGACACACAAUGACCACAACACUGAUGCACCAACCCCCUGAACCAAAUCUGCUACAAGCAAAACUACAAACUACAAGCACAAUUCUUGCUUUACACUCAAAUUGCAGUUCUAAAACACACUUUUUUCAAAACACUACACACAAUUCUCUGCAUUCUCUGCACAAUUUUCAUGAAGAAAAUUUUGUUUUCACAAGACAAACACUGUCAUUCAAAAUUCUAAAGUCAAUUGCCCUACUAUGCACACUGACUCGUCACAUGGGAAAACACCUGUCACACAGUGUUACAUUUACGAAUCAGAGCUUUAGCAUAAAAGGGCAAAAGGUGAGCUCUUCUGUUUUGGAGCAAUGGAUGACAACAUUAGAAACGGAGCCAGAGGAGUGAGAGUAAGAGCAGGAGGACGAGGGGAGGACAAGGACGAGGAAGGCCAAGGACCGUAAACUCUGAUGAGAUCUGAGUCACUUUGGUUGACCAAAGCUAUGGAGGAAUUCUUUUCUGCCUGGAGAUGGAAAGUUUAUGACCGAAAUCUACAAACGCAUAUCCCCCUUCUCUAAGCUAUGGAAGAUGCAUGUGGAGAAAAAGCAGUUGAUGCUUUUCAUGGCUGGAUUCGACAUGCUGAGCGAUAUUUCCCCCACUGCUUGGCCAGUGAAAACAUUGCUUGUGAUGUGGAUGAGGUUCUGUGGAAAUGACCGGAACAGAAGACAGGAUGCAGCAUAGUCUUUUUUACUGUAACUUAUACAGUAAAUUCUUGUUUUGUAUGUAGACCACUGUAUGUGCAACUUUGUGUUGGUUGGGAUGUACACUGUGUGCAUUGUUUUCGUGGGGAAAAUAAAAUAUAUUUGUUACCGUG